Molecule: messenger RNA, 1423 nt
Organism: Dipodomys spectabilis (banner-tailed kangaroo rat)
Lineage: Eukaryota; Metazoa; Chordata; Mammalia; Rodentia; Heteromyidae
Gene: Iffo1
Product: intermediate filament family orphan 1
Exons: 8
Source: RefSeq, a predicted model, not a curated record
AUGAAUCCGCUACUCGGGCCCAACCUCUUCCUCCUGCCGCCCGAGCGCGGCCUGCCGGGGCCGCCGGGGGAGCCGGGCGCCGCCGAGCUGCCCGCCGCCGCCGCGGGCCCCGGCCCGGCGCCCCCCGCCGCCAUGGCGCUGCGCAACGACCUGGGCUCCAACAUCAACGUGCUCAAGACGCUGAACCUGCGCUUCCGCUGCUUCCUGGCCAAGGUGCACGAGCUGGAGCGGCGCAACCGGCUGCUGGAGAAGCGGCUGCAGCAGGCGCUGCAGGCCGGGCCCGCGCGGCGGGGCGGCCGGCGCGACCAGGCGGUGCAGGCGGGGCCGCCCGCCGCCCCGGCCCCGGCCCCGGCCCCGGCCCCGGCCCCGCCGCGCCUGCUGCCCGGCACCAUCUGGUCCUUCUCGCAGCCCCGCCGCCUCGGCCCGGGCCUGGAGCCCGCGCUGGUGCAGGGCCCCGGGCUGGCGUGGGAGCACCCCGACGGGGUGGGCGUGCAGAUCGACACCAUCACCCCCGAGAUCCGCGCGCUCUACAACGUGCUGGCCAAGGUGAAGCGCGAGCGCGACGAGUACAAGCGCAGGUGGGAAGAGGAGUACACGGUGCGGGUCCAGCUGCAGGAGCGCGUGAACGAGCUGCAGGAGGAAGCCCAGGAGGCCGACGCGUGCCAGGAAGAGCUGGCCAUGAAGGUGGAGCAGUUAAAAGCUGAGUUGGUGAUCUUCAAGGGACUCAUGAGUAAUAACCUGAGCGAGCUGGACACCAAGAUCCAGGAGAAGGCCAUGAAGGUGGACAUGGACAUCUGCCGCCGCAUCGACAUCACUGCCAAGCUCUGCGACCUGGCGCAGCAGCGCAACUGCACCGACGUGACCCACAUGCUGCAGGUGCCGGCGGGGCGGCGGCGGGAGCGGCGGGCGGAGGACGCUGGACCUGAGAGCGCGGGGCCCACGGCCGAGGCGGAGGAGGACGGCGCGGGGCUGGGCAUCGCCGAGGAGAUGCAGCGCAUGCUCAGCCAGCUGCGGGAGCUGGACGCAGACGACGACUGCGACAGCCUGAGCUGGGAGGAGACGGAGGAGACGCUGCUGCUGUGGGACGACUUCUCGGGAUACGCCAUGGCGGCCGCCGAGGCCCAGGGGGAGCCGCAGGAGGACAGCCUGGAGAAGGUGAUCACCGACACCGAGUCGCUCUUCAAAUCCCGCGAGAAGGAGUACCAGGAGACCAUCGACCAGAUCGAGGUGCCGCACCCCAACUCCCACGGGCCAGACCGAGACCGAGGCGCCCCCACACCAGACCAGACCGAGAUGCCCCCCCCACCAGACCGAGAUGCCCCCCCCCCACCAGACCGAGAUGCCCCCCCCACACCAGACCGAGAUGCCCCCCUCCUCCGUGGCCUCCCCCUGGUCCAGGCAGCGCCGCUGGGGGAGCAGGCGG